UCGCAAGCAUCUCGUAUUAAUGAUGAAAAGAAGCGUGCCGAACAUGCAGAACGAGUUGAGCAACUACAAGCUGCCAUUCAGAAAUGGAGUGUAGACAAGGUGGGGAAAAUCGAAAACAAAAAAAACUUGAAAAAGUAUAGAAAUGGGACAAUCGUUGAUUUUUUUCAGCAAACUGCAAAUCUAUCAGCAUACGGUGAACUACUGUUAGAGGCACAGUUUCGACAAGCCGGCUCAAAGACUAUCAGGCUUUUAUUUUUAUUCGAAGAAAUGCUGCUGAUUGUAAAGCAAAGAAAUUCGAGUUAUGUCUGUAAAGAUUACAUCAUGUCUUCUAACUUGAUGCUGAACGAAUCAAUCUGUCCGGAGGAGCCUUUGGCUUUUCAAGUGCUUUCAUUUGACAAUCCUCGGACUCAUUACAUCUUCUUAGCGUCGUCAGCUGAUCAGAAAAGAACGUGGAUGACCGAAUUGAAGCGAAUGAUGUUGGAUCACUAUGGUAUCGAGAUUCCUGAAAAGACAAAACAGUUAAUGCUCAGCAUGGACAACACGCAAAGAGUCGCGUUUGGUAGACCCGAGUUUGCUGAAGUGUCAAUGAAGAACCACAGGCGAAUACCCAAAUAUCUGGAGAAGAGACGUAAAAGCGUGGAUAAAGGGUCGAUUGAUCAAAGCAGAAGACGAAGCCUGUCUGCCUCACGGCUUUUAGGAGCUAGCAAGACGUCCUUGGUCUCGGACUCGUCACGCUACAAACUUUUUGGAGUGCCCGAUCCUCAACCGAGAUGUACUUGCCACAUGUCCUCAACACCAGGACCAAGUGGAGAGGCUACUCCAAAUCGCGUCUCGGCUGUCUCCAAAGCCCCUGUGUCACGGACGUUAUCAGCCUCAACAAUCUUUUUCAAUGGGUCACUAGAAACUGCGCAGACUGCACCAGCUCCUGAAGCGGUGUUGUCAUCAAGAAGUCGCUAUCAAAUGGCCAGAAAUAAGAGGGCUCUUCCACCAAAAUGUGAGAAUACCCGAUCGCCAUCUAAUCGCCGCAUCGAAUGCGAAGAGAUUGAUGAAACAUUCAAUGAACUUUUCAAAGAGCUAGUUUCGUGCGGUGAUAGCAGCCCUAAAGCUCAGGCCAGACAAGCUAUCGCAGUUCCACCAAACAAUUGUGAACAAGAUGCUUUGCAAGAAGUAUUAGCUUGGAGAGAACAGUCCGUAUACAAGAAUCGUUCAAAAUCGCUGACAAGACUUGAUGAAUUCGGUGAUCCUUCGAUUGAUGAACUGCUCAACGACAUCACUACGGAAACUUAUCCACCGUCAGAACUCUAUCAGUAUGUAUCACCGCACAUAUAA
Strongylus vulgaris is the source of this 1329-nucleotide messenger RNA. NCBI's taxonomy places the organism in Eukaryota, Metazoa, Nematoda, Chromadorea, Rhabditida, Strongylidae. The record is from the annotation of a GenBank genome assembly.